GGAAAAGGAAAUAUUAGAGCCAAGUAUCACUAAACUUCAAGCCUUUGCUUGGAAGUUACAAGCGCCAAGGAAGAUGUGCCAUCUUAUAUGGCAAUUGAUAACGGGUCAGGUAGCAGUAACGAAGAAUCUAGUAAGGCGUACUAUGAGGUGCGAUAAUUAUUGCCCAAGGUGUGGGGAAAUAGAGGAAUCUGUAACUCAUGCAAUAUUUGAAUGCCCUCCAGCCUUGCAAGUAUGGUCUUUAUCGGCAACUCCUACAAGUCCAGGUUUAUUCCCAGUGGCAAGCUUCUACACAAACAUGGACUAUCUUUUCUGGAGGAAAAAUAAUAUCAUUGCACCAGACCAAGGCAGGGAUCCUUAUCCCUGGACAAUAUGGUAUAUUUGGAAGGCUCGCAAUGAUAAGCUUUUCUAGAGUAUAGACAAAGACCCUUUGGAACUCGUUCGAUACGCAGAGAGUGAAUGUCAAGCCUGGUUUAACGCGAAUGAGACGAUACCGCCACACGUCCAGGCCAGCAAUAAUGAUGUAAACCAAGUCUUAAGCUUGGGUAAUAUCUGUCUACUAGAUGGAUCUUGGACAGCUUCUGAUCGCUUUAAUGGAUGUGGAUGGGUAUGGAUGGAUAGUAGGGAGGACAUACAAUUUAUGGGAACACGAAACUUCACUCGAUGUGAAUCAGCGCUGCAUUCGGAGGUAGAAGCGCUGCGAUGGGCGAUGGAGAACAGAGCCUUGGUCUUACCAUGGCUUAUCUUUGGAACUGACUGCAAGGAGCUGAUUGCAAUGAUAAAUGAACUCCAGAAGUGGCCAAAAUUUUCGACAGAGUUGGAGAAGAUAGAGACGCUGCAGAUUUGUUUUCCAGAUUUCAAAAUCAUCCAUGUACCACUAGUGCGCAAUCAGCUUCCUGAUUUUUUAGCUAAGACUGCUAGGAGCUUUCGUAGAGAUUUACUUUUCAUUGGUUGUUGUAUUCCGGUGUGGUUACCCAGACCACUUCAAGCUUGAGUAAUAGAAUGGCCGUUUGACGUAAAAAAAAAAAAAAAAAAAAACUACCUAUGUCAUGAAUACGAGUGUUUUGAUCUCUAAGUAAGUUAUGGCCGUUUUUCCCUCGCAUAUACACCACUUUGACCAUCUUUAACAUUUAGGAUAUUUUGGUCACUCUAAUUUAAAAAUAAAGAAUGACGAAAUUAAUUAAUAACAAAGAAAAGUUGAAGAGAAGAUAUAUCCAUUUACUUCUCCUCCUCCUCCUCCUCGUUUCUCUCCAAUGGCGGACAAGCUAGCUCUCCCUCUUCUUCUCCCAAGCACACCUUCCCCAAAGCCCUUGUUUCACGACCACCACCAACUCUCCAGAACGCCCUUUCUCACCUCACAAACUCCUCCUCCUUCUCCGGUAGAGCCUCUCCUUCACGACGUCUUCCUCCACCAAAACCCUAAUUCGAGAAGACCCAUAACCCCACAACCUCCCAAAACCCGUAACCGAACUCGAAUCGGCAAGUCACGAGACCCUAACCUCGGAAAGCCUUGGUCUUACCAUGGCUUAUCUCCUCAUGGCCAGCAGAUUCUCCGUUCCUUAAUCGAACCCACUUUCGAUUCCGGCCAAUUAGACCCUCUUCUCUCUCAGUUAUCGGAGUCGUCUUCCUCGGAGUUACUCGCUCUUCUCAAAGGAUUAGGCUUCCAUAAGAGAUUCGAUUUAGCUCUUAGCGUGUUUGAUUGGUUUAUGAAGCAAAAGGAUUAUCAAUUAGAUAACUCCGUUGUCGCUGUUGUUAUCUCGAUGUUGGGUAAAGAAGGAAGAGUCUCUUCCGCUGCCAACUUGUUCAAUGGCCUGAUAGAAAACGGCUUCUCGCUUGACGUUUACUCGUACACUUCGUUGAUAUCUGCGUUUGCAAAUAGCGGAAGGUAUAGAGAUGCUGUGAUGGUGUUCAAGAAGAUGGAAGAAGAAGGUUGUAAACCGACUUUGAUUACUUACAAUGUUGUUCUGAACGUGUUUGGGAAAAUGGGCACUCCCUGGAGUAAGAUUACGUCUCUUGUGGAGAAGAUGAAGAGUGAUGGGAUUGCUCCUGAUGCGUAUACGUACAACACGCUUAUAACUUGCUGUAAGCGAGGAUCUUUGCAUGAAGAAGCUGCUCGGGUUUUCCAAGAGAUGAAGAUGGCAGGGUUUAGUCAUGAUAAGGUUACUUACAACGCCUUGUUGGAUGUUUAUGGCAAGUCUCAUCGGCCUAAAGAAGCUAUGAAGGUUUUGAACGAGAUGGAGCUUAGUGGGUUUACACCGAGCAUUGUGACUUAUAACUCGUUGAUAUCUGCGUAUGCGCGUGAUGGAAUGUUGGAUGAAGCCAUGGAGCUUAAGAAUCAGAUGGUGGGAAAGGGAAUGAAGCCUGAUGUUUUCACUUACACCACGCUUUUGUCCGGGUUCGAGAGAGCUGGGAAGGUUGAAUCUGCUAUGAGUGUUUUCGAAGAGAUGAGGAACGCUGGUUGCAAACCGAAUAUUUGUACGUUUAAUGCGUUCAUAAAGAUGUAUGGUAACAGGGGGAAGUUUGCGGAGAUGAUGAAGAUAUUUGAUGAGAUCAACGUGUGCGGUCUUUCUCCAGACAUUGUCACUUGGAAUACGCUGUUAGCAGUCUUUGGCCAAAACGGGAUGGAUUCUGAAGUCUCGGGUGUGUUCAAGGAGAUGAAGAGAGCAGGUUUCGUACCUGAGAGAGAGACUUUCAAUACGCUUAUCAGUGCUUAUAGCCGAUGUGGUUCGUUUGAACAAGCUAUGACUGUUUACAGGCGAAUGCUUGAAGCUGGGGUCACUCCUGACCUCUCCACUUAUAACACUGUGUUGGCAGCUUUGGCACGUGGAGGAAUGUGGGAACAAUCUGAGAAAGUUCUUGCAGAGAUGGAGGAUGGUCGGUGCAAACCGAAUGAGUUAACUUACUGCUCGCUACUUCAUGCGUAUGCAAACGGCAAGGAGAUAGGUCGGAUGCAUUUCUUAGCAGAAGAAGUGUAUUCUGGAGUUAUCGAGCCUCGAGCUGUGCUUUUGAAGACUCUAGUCUUGGUUUGUAGUAAGUGUGAUCUUUUGCCGGAAGCUGAGCGUGCGUUCUCCGAGCUUAAAGAAAGAGGGUUUUCACCAGACAUAACCACAUUGAACUCCAUGGUGUCCAUAUACGGAAGAAGGCAGAUGGUGGCGAAGGCGAACGAAGUGUUAGAUUACAUGAAAGAGAUGGGCUUCACACCAAGCAUGGCGACGUACAAUAGCCUCAUGUAUAUGCAUAGCCGGUCUGCAGAUUUCGGGAAAUCAGAGGAGAUCUUGAGGGAAAUACAAGCUAAAGGCAUCAAACCAGAUAUCAUAUCGUACAACACAGUUAUCUAUGCGUAUUGUAGGAAUACUCGGAUGAGAGAUGCUUCUAGAAUCUUCGCAGAGAUGAGAGAUUCAGGGAUUGUUCCAGAUGUGAUCACUUACAAUACAUUUAUCGGUUCUUAUGCGGCUGACUCGAUGUUUGAGGAAGCCAUUGGCGUCGUUAGGUACAUGAUCAAGAAUGGGUGUAGACCAAACCAGAACACUUACAACUCCAUUGUCGAUGGUUACUGUAAGUUAAACAGGAAAGAUGAGGCAAAGCUGUUUGCUGAAGAUCUGAAGAAUCUUGAUCCUCAUGCUCCUAAAGAUGAGGAACAAAGGUUGCUGGAACGCAUAGUGAAGAAAUGGCCAAUAAGAUAGUUGGAAUUCUAGAGUCAGGACUAUUGGGCAUAUCUGCUUAUCGCAGUAAGCUAUACAAUCUGCAGCUGACCCUUCAUCAUCGUCUCACUUGUACAGAUGAAACUGAAGUAUGAAACCGUUUGGUGGUUUUUGGUUAGCUUAUGUAUGGGACUGAUGUUCACUGGAUCACUUCUGCUCAAGCUCCGGUUCCAUUUUUCCCCUUUCUGAUGAUGAAAAUAUGGAACUUGUUUGACUGAGAUCGUUUCUAGAUCGGAAAGGAGAUAUGUUGUCUUUUGUGUCAGGCUAAGAAGCAUAGUGAUUAGUUUAUACGAAUUAGUUGUAUGUUUUGAGACGUC
This is a messenger RNA of Brassica rapa (field mustard), 4015 nucleotides long. RefSeq names its product pentatricopeptide repeat-containing protein At5g02860. The record is from RefSeq and is a predicted model, not a curated record. Gene Ontology annotation, molecular function: protein binding. Lineage: Eukaryota; Viridiplantae; Streptophyta; Magnoliopsida; Brassicales; Brassicaceae.